Molecule: messenger RNA, 2010 nt
Organism: Apodemus sylvaticus (European woodmouse)
Lineage: Eukaryota; Metazoa; Chordata; Mammalia; Rodentia; Muridae
Gene: Dph7
Product: diphthamide biosynthesis 7
Exons: 9
Coding region: 442-1878 (478 amino acids)
Molecular function (GO): protein binding
Source: RefSeq, a predicted model, not a curated record
CUGGUAGCAUUCUGGGCUCAUUCAAAGAUACACAUUAAGUCCUCUGAAUGUUUCCAAAAUUUCCUUUACAUGAAGACUUGGAUCAGAGCUUACCUGAAGCACUAUUUUCUCUGUAAAGACCACAUGAGUUACUGGGGGCUGAGUUCAACCGACAUAUUUUUGAGACCUAGCUGGAUCCACAAGGUCUAAAAACCCGGUCUUCCCAAGGCUGUUAUUUACAAUACAGGAAAUUUCUUGAAGGCUUCUACAUCUUUUCUACAUUCUACCUGAGAUCAGGUUUCUCUUCCACUUUCCCGCACUUGUCGCAAUUGUGUAUCGUGUUCCUGUGGUCCUCCGGCCUGUAGGGGGCGCAGCGUCUCCGUACCGGAAAUCUCUUCCGUGGGUCGGCAGUAACAGGGAAGUGGAGAGGGAGAUGCGCAUGCAUCUUUUGGUUCUGAUUCAAUGGCGGGCAGCCGAGAGGGGACUCUGAGAGUCCUGCAGGCAGUGGACACUGAGCUUACUGUGGACUCGGUGGAAUGGUGCCCAGUAGAGGGCUGCCAGCAUCUGCUGGCCUGCGGAACCUACCAGCUGCGAGCACCCAAGGACCAGCCUACACUGGAUGGCAGUGAGCCUCAAGUUCGUUUAGGUCGUCUCUACCUGUUCAGCUUCAGUGAGGACAACACGGCUAAACCUCUUCUUGAGGUCCAAAGAAGGGAUUCUUCUGCUGUCCUGGACAUGAAAUGGUGCCAUAUCCCAGUGUCUGGCCAUGUGCUUUUAGGCUUGGCAAAUGCCAGUGGAUCUGUAGAGCUGCUAUUCCUGAUGGGAUGUGAGAAGAAGAACAGUUAUACCCUACAGCCAAUAUCCAGCCUCACCCUGGGUGACAACUGUCUGUCCUUGUCACUGGAUUGGUCCACUGGGAAAUCUGUAAGGGCCAGAGAGCAGCCUGUGAAGAUCAUUAGCAGUGAUUCUAAGGGGCGGUUGCACCUCCUGAUGGUGAAUGAGGGCACAGCUGAACUGCAGCUAGUGGCGUCCUGGCCAGCUCAUCACUUUGAGGCUUGGAUUGCUGCUUUCAAUUACUGGCAGACAGAGCUCGUGUAUUCAGGAGGAGAUGACUGCCUUCUGAGAGGCUGGGACACUAGGAUACUGGGCACACCGGUCUUCACUAGCAAAAGACACUCCAUGGGUGUGUGCAGCAUCCAGAGCAGUCCACACCAGGAACAUCUACUGGCUACGGGCAGCUAUGAUGAGCACGUUCUGCUGUGGGACACUCGGAAUGUAAGACAGCCGUUGGCAGAUGUAGCAGUGCAAGGAGGCGUGUGGAGGCUCAGGUGGCACCCGGUUCACCACCAUCUACUCCUGGCAGCCUGCAUGCACAGUGGCUUCAAGAUCCUCAACUGCCAGAAGGCCGUUGAGGAGAAGCAGGACAUAACUGUUUUAACAUCUCACAAAACGCCUAACUCAUUAGUAUAUGGGGCUGACUGGUCCUGGCUUUUCCACUCCUCGAAGCCCACACCUACCUGGUCCUUUGAUCAGAGUGACAUGGGAGGCAAAGCAGCAGACCACUGUAGCCUAAAGGUUGCAGAGGCGCCACCAGCACAUCCUCAUGAACAAAUCAUGGAUCACCAAGUGGAAGGUCCUGCUAGCGCUCACACUAGAGCUGAACUGAAGACCUCUCUCCUUCCAUUAACAGAGGACAUAAAAAACAACAGCAAAGGGUACUCAUCUCCAGUCAGGACCCACGAUCUCAGCCACUGCUCUAGUGGGCAGCACUUUGACAGUAGCCUCCUGGCCACCUGCUCCUUUUACGACCAUGUUCUCCACCUUUGGAAGUGGGAGACAAAUCAAGCUUGCACUCCUUGCAGCGAUACUGGGUGUGAUUUGGGGAGUGCUGGCCAUUGAGAAGGGACUCUUGUGAUUCUGUUUUGGCAGCGAAUGGGAUUCCGAGCUGGACAACUAAGUGUCUUGGGUUUCAGCUCUUCAUUUGUAUUAAUUCCCUAUCUAUAUUAAUUAAAUAACUUUAAGAAUUUGUCA